Molecule: messenger RNA, 426 nt
Organism: Penicillium verhagenii
Lineage: Eukaryota; Fungi; Ascomycota; Eurotiomycetes; Eurotiales; Aspergillaceae
Product: gamma-glutamylcyclotransferase family protein
Exons: 1
Coding region: 1-426 (141 amino acids)
Source: RefSeq, a predicted model, not a curated record
AUGGAUCCCAAUAGAUCACCCCCACCACCACCACCACCCGAAAUUCUCAGCUCGAAAAUCUCCAGCUACGUCUCAAAACUCAGAACCGUUCCUCCAGACCACUUCUUCCAGGCACCGAACCCGCCCCAGUACGUGGAUUUAUUCGACGCACCUACUGGGCCCUAUUUCUUCUAUGGUACGUUGGCCGAUCCGUCCAUGCUUCGUGAAAUUUUGGGGCUGGAAACCGAGCCCGAGCUACGCCCAGCACAAUUAUCGGGCUACGAAUGCAAGUUGUGGGGACAAUACCCUGCACUAUUGGAUUGUCCGGACACCGUGGUUGACGGUGCAGUGUAUGAUGUCAAAACCGUUGAGCAUGGGAAGAAGCUUGCAGCAUAUGAAACACAAAACUACCAAGCCGGCCUUUGUCACAGAUGUCCGCUAUACUGA